AUGUCCGUCGAGGGCGACAAUUUACCGCGCGGGCCCUGGGCGCAAUGGAUCCGUCUCAUAUGGUCCCUCUUCGCAACUCCCGCCCGCCGCGACCGCCAGGGCUGGCGCCCGGUGGCAUUGCGGCCGCCGUACCUCGCCGCACUAGCCUGCCUUACCCUCACCCUGCUGUUGGCCUUGGAAGGCCUUCGCCAGUACAGCGAUAAGGAGGGCGGGUUGGCAUUCUUUCCAGACACCGAUGAAGUCUCCGCCUUGCAGUCGUUCGGCUAUAACUACGUCCCGAUCAUUGUCGCUCUCGUGCUCUUCAUGAUCUGGACGGUGACUGAUUUCGACGUGCUCCGACUCGAACCCUAUUUCCAGUUGUCACAGCCACACGGGGCGCCGGCCAAUGUUCUAUUUAUCAACUACAACUUCGGCCAGACCAUCCUCACCCCGAUCAAUGCGGCGCGGCGCCAUCAUUGGGUUGUGCUAUGGGUCUCGUUGAUGACAGUGUUGAUUCGCAUGAUUCUUCCCGCCCUGCAAAGUACGGUUUUCGAACUCCGCGAAGUGACGGUUGUCAAGCGGGAGACGAUGCGCAGCUGGCCUCAUCUAGUCGACCUAGCCACUCAGGCAACCUGGAUGUCCACCCAAGCCAACAACACCGUCGACUCGGUGCUGUCUUCGGAUGAGAACCUACGGCGAUCUCGCUCCGCCAAUUACGCGAUUGCACCCGUGGAAAUCCCCGCCACCAUAGAGCCGGAGUCCACUCUGUGGUCUCUCAACCAGACCUUGUACUGGGCCCAGCUCAAAUGCCGGGACGUCAAGGUAGACGACAGGCUCUCGGUGACGAUCCACAAGCCCCAAAAUGGAUACCCUAGCGUUUCGUGGAACGCCACUGGCAUCGCUCUGCAAGACGCGAAUGGGGAUUCUACCCAGUGCAAACUGGACUUCCACUAUGAUACUGUGUUCUUCCCCGAGACCGACUAUCUGCAGGUGCGCUACUGGGAGCCUGUCGUCACCAAUGUCACACUGGCCGAAUAUCCACACAAAAGACACGCUUUCUCGUCAUCUGGGUGUGAUCCGUACGAUCUUUAUGGCAUGAUCAUUGCCAUCAAUGCCUCGCACCCAGACUCCGCUACUGCUCAAUAUGGUGCGACGGGUGUUGCCUUUGCCUGCGAUAUCACCUACCAUGAGGCGGAGGCUCAGGUUUCCAUGCAUUCCAAUAGCUCGAUCACAGGAAUACAGGUUGAUCAGGCUACCAUUCGGACGCUUACGGCCUCCCAGUUCAACAUCGAGCAUUUCCAGGCUCUCUUAUCCCAACGCUCGCCGUAUACCAGCGAUAUGCUCUUCAUCAGCGAAAAUACGACGACAGGAAGACGCACCGUCACGGAACUGCCAGUUAUCAGCGAGGAAUUGGGGGAUUUACAGCCGCUGUUGGUGCUGGAUACCUCCACUGUCAUGACCCAAGCCCAAUUCAAGGCCAAGAUUAAGCGUGAUGUGAAACAAACAUUUGUUCUCACCCUCGGCCGACUGUUUGAUCCCGGCCGCACACCAAAGAUCGUGCCUGCACGUCGCAUUUCGGAUCAAGUCGCCAUCGCUGUCGUGAGUUUUGCAGCGUUGGGUUCGGAGCUCAUUCUGGGGCUCGCAACUCUCACUGCGUUAUAUCUUCUCCUUCUGUACCGGUGGCGGGAAACCUUUCUCCAAUGUGAUCCAGGAUCCAUUGGUGCCAUGUGCAGUAUCGCGGCCGACAUCUUCCACCCAAGCAACAUUUUGGCAGAACCGCAGUUAGAAUUCCAUCAAUUCUCCACGAGACAACUACGGCACAUAUUUCGGAACGCUCGCUGCUAUUGGCGGCCUGGGCCCUCUGGAAACCGUAUGGAGAUACUCGCAGAAGAUGGCUCCCCCGUUCAACUCAAUGGCGAGGAUCUGCAAACACGCGUCGACCCCAUGCCACACUUCCUUGUUAUCCCUUUCUUUAUUGUCGAGUGUCUGGCCCUGGCGGCCGUCAUCAUUCUCAUGGGACUAGUCGUAUCUUCUCUCCUUCGGGAUGGCCGAUUCCGCCAUCUAACGCAAUCCGACUCAAGCACCUUCCAAGUCAUCCUUUCCUUUCUUCCUUCGGUAGUAGCGUCCUCGGUGAGUUCGCUAUGCACAUCCAUCUACCGCAACCUGAGUGUCCUCGAACCAUGGGUUCACCUUCAACGGGGCAUGGCCUCGGCACAGGCGUCAUUGUCACUUAACUAUUCCUCACAGAGCCCGUUUGCGGUGUUCUUCAAGGCUGUGCGCCACCGGCACGUGUUGCUGGGGCUGGUCUCCCUUAUAUGUGUCAUCAACAUGGUCUUGACAGUCGUUGCCGGUGGGCUGUUCACACAGCAGCUUACGGCUUCCACUCUUCCCACUGGGGAUCUAUCCAUGAACUAUAGCCAGUUCACCUUUUGGCAGACCGAUUUUGCCGCCGAAUUCACCGAAUAUGACCUCAUUCAAACUAGCAUCACCAGCGGCGUCCCCAUGCUGUCGUGGACGAGCCCCAACCAGUCUUUUAUUCCUGUCACCGUGCGCGACCCGAACCCCGAUAUUGUCUACGGGGCGUCGACCCUUGGCAUUGGGACAGCGCUUCAGUGUCGGCCUCUCUCCCCGGCUGAAGCUCUCGUCCGCAACAAAGGUGAUGGGCAUCAAUAUUGGCAGUACGCGCUGUUUGAGGAUCCUUCUGUCCAAUGCAAUGCAAGUAUGCCCACCCUACGGAGCAAGGACGAAGGGAUUGCUCUAUCUAUUCAUUUCCUAUCUCCGAGCGACAUGAAUGAUUCGGAUCGUUGCCAGACCUCCACUGUGCUAGUGGUCGGUCGUUGGGACUAUCGGGCCGAUACUCCAAUUACGGACCAGAACACCAUUGCGCUGCAUUGUGAACCUCAGAUCCAGUUGCAGAAUUUCACCAUCGGCUUCGAUCAGCGGGGCCAGAUUGAAAGCAAUAAACCCGUCGCAAACUCUUCUAUCACAUCGGGUACCAUGUUUGACAAUGCCACCGUGAGUCUUGGUCAGUUUAACAGAGUUUUCGCCGCUAUCCCCCAGAGUUUCGUAGGCAACACCACCUCUCAAAAUGGAAGUUACAAUAUCUCUUCCUAUGACUGGGCGGGUUUCUUGGUUGCGCGUCUCUAUGAGCGGGACGAACCGGGCCUUGAGUACUUGCACACAGAGCGUCUGAUGGACCUAACUCAGACGGUGUACCAAUGGGUGUACAGUACCUACUUCUCGAUUUGGCGUGAUAUUUAUCUUGAAUUCCUCCCCGAACCACUACCAGUCGCCAAUGCGACGGUGACUCAAAGCACCUGGUGUAUGGUGCCUUCGAUUCCUUCUCUCGCCAUCGCUCUCCUUAUCAUCGCACUCGACACUUUGGUGGUGCUAAUCGUCUUUGGGACUCGUCGCGGGCGGUUCCGUGGACCUCGAUUGCCGCGUUCCAUCGGAGCUGUUAUACCCUGGGUCGCGCACAGUCGGAUGCUCAAUGAUUUCCGGAAAACGCACACGUGGAGCAACAGUCAACGGCGCACUCACCUCUCCACCCUUAAUAAGCGAUAUGGGUUUCGUAUGUUUAUGGGUGCAGAUGCCCGGUGGCGUUUCGCCGUGGACGAAGAACCACCAGGCCCAGAGCCGCCUGAGGACCCGCCUGGAGACCAGGCGCCGGAAGGCGCUAAAACCACGUUCGUCCAGCUACAGGAACUUCGUCGGCCCCAAGAUCCGCUGUAG
Molecule: messenger RNA, 3711 nt
Organism: Penicillium riverlandense
Lineage: Eukaryota; Fungi; Ascomycota; Eurotiomycetes; Eurotiales; Aspergillaceae
Product: DUF3433 domain-containing protein
Exons: 3
Coding region: 1-3711 (1236 amino acids)
Source: RefSeq, a predicted model, not a curated record